AUGUCUGAAGCAAUUGUCAACAAGUAUGUCGCAACAACAGACAAGCUUGGUGACCUACGCACCAGACCAGUUAGCGAACGGGACAAACAAUUUGAAAACCAAUGUCUUCGGAAUCGGGAUCAGUUACUCUACAUAGAUCUCUGCCAGGCCAUGAAUGCUGGGGACAUUGGACGAGUCGAGGCAUCUUUCCUGCCGUGGAUCUAUAUAUUUUGUGCAACUGGCAAGCAUAAGUAUGCAGCGCAAAUCAACAAGUUUUCAAUGAACUUACGAAGUGUAUAUCCCCAAGACCUGUGUCGCAUAAUACGUCUCAACCUACUUUGCAAUCCGACAGGAAAACCCAAUGCGUUUCGAGCUGUGGAUUGGUUAGUAGAGCGAAACAAUCUCUACACAAAGGUGUUUCGCAACUGCCACGUCAUCAUGGAGAACGCGUUUUACCUGAAAAAUCGAACCAUCCGGCACACACACCCAGACAUGGCAGCCACCAUUGAGAAGCUUCGAUCGCAUAUCCAGUCAACAUCGUCGUAUAUGAUAUCACAAAACAGGAGUGCAAAGCGAGUUAUAGAAGACCAGAUUGCGGUUGGGAUGAAGCUGAUACAACAGAAAAAAGUUAGCCUAACAAUGUCCAGUGAAGACCGCUAUGAAGCAGAGGCGGAGGAUUUCAAUAACUAA
Molecule: messenger RNA, 669 nt
Organism: Suillus plorans
Lineage: Eukaryota; Fungi; Basidiomycota; Agaricomycetes; Boletales; Suillaceae
Exons: 3
Coding region: 1-669 (222 amino acids)
Source: RefSeq, a predicted model, not a curated record